This is a messenger RNA of Baudoinia panamericana UAMH 10762, 2903 nucleotides long. RefSeq lists its product as uncharacterized. The coding region runs from base 471 to 2561 and encodes 696 amino acids. Gene Ontology annotation, molecular function: ATP binding; protein serine/threonine kinase activity. Gene Ontology annotation, cellular component: plasma membrane; nucleus; cytoplasm. Gene Ontology annotation, biological process: protein phosphorylation. Lineage: Eukaryota; Fungi; Ascomycota; Dothideomycetes; Mycosphaerellales; Teratosphaeriaceae. The transcript has 4 exons. The record is from RefSeq and is a predicted model, not a curated record.
GUUGGUGCGCUCUUCCCCACUUUCAUUGCCUCAGACCUGCACCUUGGAACAGAGCGAGCUCGAUUACCAAUUCAACCUCCAGACCAACAUACACUCUGCGCCUCGCCAGCUUGCGUCAGUCAAUGUGACGGUGCAGUUGCGAGGAUUAUUCAUUGUUCUCCAUCAAAGCCGACCUCAGCGUUAACGGCACUCGGGCAAUGUGAGCCGGCUCUACGCAACGCCUCCUCGCUAUCGGCAGCGCCACAGGGAAGGCCUAUCAACCACAACUGACUCUCGUUGCACCGACACAAAGUCUCCCUUGUAGGGGGUGGUAGCGGCAACAGCGACCACCAAUACGACUGUUCCUUGACCCAUCCAGAUAAACCUAUGCAGCGACAAUAGCGCCUCUAGCCGGCGUGCGAGCGGCAUACGAUCACUAGCAUUGUCGCAUAGCGGAGCGGACAUUGGCUCCGCUGCAUGCGACGCUGGCAAUGACAGCUCUUGCAGCCAAACGUAACAACUCCACCGCCACCAGCAACAUGCCCGCCGGCGAAGGCAAGCGCACCUUCUCCGGACUAAGCCUCAACGCGAACGCCAAGGUCAACUCAUCCGCAGGCCAGAAGAUCAAGAACUUCUUCCGCAUCAACAGCAAGAACGACGGCUCUCAAACCGGCUCCGAGACAGGCUCACAGAAGGAUGGCCUCGCUCCGACUUCAGAACCAGCAGCCGGUACACGCACGCCUUCAUCCCAGCACACGAAGAGCAGUCUCCGCAACAGUCGCUUCAUUCCACAUCUCGGCCGGCAAAGAAGCACCACGGUAGCGUCAGAAGGCAACCCGCUUGAUGAUGGCAUGAGCCCAACAGCACAUGUCAACCCGUACUUCCAACAUCAAGGCCCGCCGGCAAUACGACACCACAAUGACACUAGCGUCCCGCCUUCACCCCCGGACACUCCUCAGACGCCGAAGAAGGGUGCAGACAAGGACGCAGUUGCGGCAGGGAAGGAGGAGUUGGCCAGGAAGCUGCGAAGGGUAGCCAGCGCGCCCAACGCGCAAGGUCUCUUCAGCAGCAAGAACAAGUCCGACAGCCGGCCUCAAACAGCGGAAACGAAGAACUCGCCGAAGCUGAACGGUUUGGCAGCGCAUCAUAGCAAUGCGAGUACGCUGAGUAUGGUCGAGACCGUACCGCAGGAUAAUGUCGAGAACCUACUACCCGUGCCCGGCAUCAAUGGCGCCAUCAGUCCUGGGAAGUUGAGGAAUAGUAUUGCUUUUCGACGGACCUACAGCAGUAAUAGCAUCAAGGUGCGAAAUGUGGAGGUGGGACCGGGCAGUUUCGACAAGAUCAAGUUAAUCGGGAAGGGUGAUGUGGGGAAGGUGUAUUUAGUACGGGAAAAGAAGAGUUCGAGGCUGUAUGCCAUGAAAGUGCUGUCGAAGAAAGAGAUGAUCAAGCGCAACAAGAUCAAGCGGGCGCUGGCUGAGCAGGAGAUUCUGGCCACGUCGAAUCACCCGUUCAUCGUCACGCUUUACCACAGCUUCCAAUCUGAGGACCAUCUGUACCUGUGUAUGGAGUAUUGCAGUGGAGGCGAGUUCUUCCGCGCACUGCAGACGAGACCGAACAAGUGUGUGGACGAGGACGCGGCGCGGUUCUAUGCUGCCGAGGUGACGGCGGCGCUGGAGUACUUGCACUUGAUGGGCUUCAUUUACCGAGAUCUCAAGCCUGAAAACAUCCUCCUUCACCAAUCCGGCCACAUCAUGCUCUCCGACUUCGACCUCUCCAAACAAUCCGAUCCCGGCGGCGCGCCCGCCAUGAUCCUCGCCAGCGGCAACGGCAGCACCUCCUCCGGCCGUGGCGGCUUCGGCAUCUCCUCCAACCCACACCCUACAAACUUACCCACCAUCGACACCAAGUCCUGCAUCGCGCCCAACUUCCGCACCAACAGUUUCGUCGGCACGGAGGAGUACAUCGCUCCUGAAGUGAUUAAGGGUUGCGGACAUACGAGCGCGGUGGAUUGGUGGACGCUGGGGAUCUUAAUAUAUGAGAUGUUGUUCGGUACGACGCCGUUCAAGGGCAAGAACCGGAAUGCGACUUUUGCGAACAUCUUGAGGGAUGAGGUGCCGUUUCCCGAGGGUAGUGGGGGACCACAAGUUAGCAACCUUUGCAAGUCUCUCAUCCGCAAACUCCUCAUCAAAGACGAACUGCGCCGUCUCGGCUCUCGCGCGGGCGCCUCAGACGUCAAAGCCCACCCCUUCUUCCGGACGACCUCAUGGGCGUUAUUGCGGCAUAUGAAGCCGCCCAUCAUCCCCAACGCGGGCCGCGGCAUCGACACCGUCAAUUUCCGAAACGUAAAGGAAAGCCAGAGCGUUGAUCUGGGAAGUGGCGAGGGGUUGAAGAAUGGUGCGGUCAAGGCAGGCGGUCCAGGGUUUGUGAACCUGCCGGCAAGCAAGAUGAAGGGUGUGCCGCUCGAUAGUGGAUUGGCUACGCCGGGGGGCGAGAUUGCGGAUCCGUUUGAGGAGUUCAAUAGUGUCACGUUGCAUCAUGAUGGGGAUGACAUUGUGGAGGGCGAGGCGGAGGGGGGGCGAUAGGGUGCCUAUGCUUAUGUUGAGCGCAGUAUGGUAAUGGAGGACGUUGAAACGCUUGUUCCACCAACGAAAGGUGGGACACGGAGGGGAAGGAUGAGGCGCGUGGCGGAACAACGUUCCCUGAACGAGACGUGCGCGCGGCGCAUCCGUGGGGGUUACAAUGGUUGAUUGUGCAUGGCGAUGGAGGUGGGAGGCGCACACUUGGGCUUUCGAGACGUGAAAGGGAGGUCUUUCACUGCUGAGAACGAGCGAAAAAGGCGUCCUUUACUGGAGUGAGGGAAGGUGUUGAUAGGAUGCAAGGCAGAGGAGUCAUCGAUCCCAAAUUGCUUCAUUGUUCGCUCUCCC